GUAGUGUUUACGAGAGUAGGACGUGUUUUUAGCGUAAAAAUUGUGUGUCAGAAAUGGGAAGCGUUAAUAAAAAAAAACAUAUGAUUACGAUUUUUAUAAGUGCCGUGGUGUUUGCGAAUGUACAAGUACAGGCGGGUACAGGAAGAAAAUUGAUAAAAAGACAAACCGAUGCAUGGUCGUGGGGAUAUGCAGAUGCAACUACUUCUGAAAAUAACGGCCUGAGCCCAAGGCAACCCUUCGAAUCCACGACUCUUAAACAAACAACAACAACAACAGAAACUUCUACAAAAGCAGUAGUAACAACACCUCUUACUUCCACUACUACUACCGAAAAACAACCAACAACUACCCCUGUAUUCUGCUCGUCAUCAUAUGAACCACCAGAAAAACCUAAUUAUAAGGUGCCUGGACGUAGAAUAAGUGAAGCCAAAUGCUACGAGUACGUUUGGGAGUUGAAAAAGCGCAAACAAGACAAAGAUGAAGCAGCCAUAUGUAAAAAAUAUAAGAAAAGGAAAUGGGGCGGAUCUCAUGGUGUUGGUGGUCGUCCGACGAAGCCAGGAGAAUUUCCCCACAUGGGUGCCUUAGGUUGGAAAGCAGUCAUUGGAACAUGGGUGUUCAAAUGUGGUAGCUCUCUCAUCAGCGAUAAAUUCGCCCUCACUGCUGCUCACUGCGCUAAAGGAUCACCCAGAGACCCCACCAUUGCUGAAGUGGAUCCUAAAAUUUUGAGAAUAGGUGACAAGAACAUCAUAGAUAAAGUGGGUUACAAGAGUCCACCAAAGAAAGAUGCGGCGAUUGCCAGAAUCAUAGUGCAUCCUCAGUUUAAGGCACCAACACAGUACUUUGAUAUUGCUCUCAUAGAAUUAGAUGAAGUCGUGACGUUUUCGAGAUACGUCCAGCCUGCUUGUCUUUGGAACAGUUUAUCUAUCAGUAAAUUAGGAACUCAAGCUAUUGGAACUGGAUGGGGUGUUAUAGAAUCGGGUUCCCUUCAAAUCUCGCCAGAACUCCAAGCGGUAACAGUCGAUGUAUUAGAAACAAGUCUUUGUGAUCAGCUGCUAAAGAACUAUCACAACAGGAACUGGCAAGGGUUCCAAGAACAUCAAUUGUGCGCUGGAAAAUUGGCGGGCGGAGUCGACUCUUGUCAGGGUGACUCUGGGGGUCCACUACAAAUAAAGAUGCCUCUACCUACUGACGUCACCGACUCGGAAGGCUCCAUGCAUUUCGUCAUCGGCAUCAUACCAUUCGGUGUCGGCUGCGCUCAUCCCAACUUGCCAGGAGUCUACACCAGAGUAUCCAGCUUCAUUGAUUGGAUUGAGCAAAAUGUGUGGCCUGAUGAAUAA
This is a messenger RNA of Amyelois transitella, 1337 nucleotides long. Its product is annotated as transmembrane protease serine 9-like. Lineage: Eukaryota; Metazoa; Arthropoda; Insecta; Lepidoptera; Pyralidae. The coding region runs from base 54 to 1337 and encodes 427 amino acids. Gene Ontology annotation, biological process: proteolysis. The record is from RefSeq and is a predicted model, not a curated record. Gene Ontology annotation, molecular function: serine-type endopeptidase activity. The transcript is spliced from 10 exons.